AUGAAUAAGGAUGUGUGUAGUAACUUCAUUUAUCUAAUGACGAAUUUAGAAUAUGAUUCAAGUAAUAAAAAAUAUCAAAUUAUUAAAGAUGAUCAUUUCAAACAGUAUUGUAGUAAUCAAAAUUGUGUUAAUGAGCUCGAAAAAAUUAGUGCUGGAUGUUUAUAUUUGUUUAAUGAAUUCUUUAAGGAUUCUUCUGUCUUUAAUUCUGUUGCAAAAAGUAACAUCAAUAUUGUUGAUUACAUUAUAAUAUGGUUAAGUUAUAUGUUAAACCUAAAGGAAAAUAAUGAUGGAACCAGCAAUCUAACUUAUUUUUAUACUACAAAUAUAAAUAAUGAUAAGUAUACUAAUACUAUAGAUGGUGUAGAGGGGUAUACUAGUUACAAGGAUCUUAUAGAUAAAAAAAAGGAUUUGAUGGAUAUUUCUAAUGAAAAUAUGUCUAAAUUUUAUGAUGCAUUUAAAUCAUUAUGUGAAAUGUAUACUGAAUUUGAUGACACCAAUAAAAAUUGCACAAAAUGUUCGGGGAAAGCUAAAGAAUUUGUUGAAAAAUAUAAAAAUCUGAAUGAAAAUUCUAAUAAUACUGAAGGCAGUCCAUAUAGAAAAAUAUUGUCAACAUUAUCAAAUGAUUAUAAUAAUUUAAAAAAUAAAUGUGAUAGUUUUCCAACCAUUUCAGAGAUAAACACAUCAACAAAUACUGCAAAAAGGCCUGAACAAGCUUCUGCACAAGCAUCUGAAGUUACAUUAUCAAGUUCGUCGAUAGGAAACAAAUUAAUUCCAGUUUUAUCGAUAUUUGGUGCAAUAGCAUUUUUUUUAGGAAUUGGAUAUAAGUAUUCAUUAUUUAAGUCUCGAAAACGAUCUCGAAAACAGCAUUUAAGAGAAAAGGUAAAAAAUAAAGAAAAACUGGAUAAUUAA
Plasmodium berghei ANKA is the source of this 909-nucleotide messenger RNA. RefSeq names its product BIR protein. Bases 1 to 909 code for a protein of 302 amino acids. NCBI's taxonomy places the organism in Eukaryota, Apicomplexa, Aconoidasida, Haemosporida, Plasmodiidae. The transcript is spliced from 3 exons. The record is from RefSeq and is a predicted model, not a curated record.